CGUUUCUGCCGCUACUUUUCCUGACAGAAAAACAUGCCUGUUUAGUGUUUAUCUAUAGCAAGCGCUUUUUUUGUACACGUAAGCGAGUGAUGGACUUUUUCGGCAUUAAAUGAAAAUAAGAAUCCUAAAUACGGGAUCUCUCUGUACUGAGACGCACGCGGCCGAUCGUAUUCACACGUCUUCUCGCAUGCCGUUAAAAAGUCAACUUUCCACUGCCGUUCUUCCAGGCACUGUAGGACACAUUUAGGAGGUAUCAAUACGGUGAUCGGGCAUGAAUCUGAAUUAGUAUAUUAUUAAGCAAUAAUAAUUCAAUAUGAUGUAGAAUUAAUCUCGUCAACGUUAACGGCGUUAUGCUGCGAAGUGAAAAGCCGGUCGGCACUGGUGCAAAGGUCGCUAGUUUUUGCCGCGCGCAAACAAUACUGCGCAGCCCGCUCCAGUUCCACUAACAUGCUUACACUGACCUCGUUACGUGCUGCAUCAGUUUCAAGGCCGGCAUGCGCGGCGGAAACUGGAUUUUGUUGACAAUUAGAUAAUACACGGGGCAAUCUGCUGGGCCAUCUUCCUUCAUGCACGGCGUUGAAUUCUACAAGAUUGCCGGUAGUAAUUACGGCUAGCUUCCCUGACUGUCCAGCAUUAUGCGCCGGGUUGCGCCAGCGUUAAGUUGAUUAUUUCUGUUAAUUACUUUCGCGUGUUCCUUCGAAUAAUUAUCUGCUUGGCUGGAUUCAAGUACUGCUACUAGUUUUAGCGGAAUAUUUUUAAGGAGUAUUUAUCGCUGGCCAUUUUCUUAUCAGCAUAUUCUGGAUACACCUGCAUUUAGUUUCGCACAAUUUUGCUUUUUAUUGAUCGUUUGCAAAAAUGCCGCGCUACGGAAUGCACUUGAUAUGGAUUGUCCUCAUAUAUUGGCAAGUUGUGAACAGUUUGAGCGAGGAUGACCACAGCGCGUACAUGGAGCAGCCGUACCUGCCGGUGCAGGCGCCGGGUCCGGGCCCGGGCAAAUCGGCCAACGUCAGCCUGUACAACAACAGCAGCAGCAGCGCCGUGGCCGACCAGCACUACGGCGACGCCGCCGCCGGCUACCAGCCGUCGUACCGCGCCGCCGCCCAGGGCCACAUCCGCAUCGACCCCGCCGUCAAGGACGCCGGCUACCUCUCCGCCUCCGCCAGCUACCCCGCCGCCGGCAACUACAGCAGCCCCGCCGUCAAAGAGCAACACUACGGCCAACCCGUGGCCCCCGCCAACUACCGACCCUACCGCAACGACGCCCACAACUACGCCCGCACCGUCAACGCCACCACCAAGCAGGCGCCCUACCUCGGCGCCGGAUACGGGGGAUACGCCGCCAACACCUCCGUCACCGACCAACACUACGGGCAACCCUACGCGGGCGACUACUCGCGUCCGUACCGCGCCGGUAACUACGUUCCCACGGUGGACACCGCUGUGAAGAACUCCACGUACGGACAGCAGUACGCCAGCGCCGCCCCGGCGGUGGCUGACCAGGACUACGGGCAACCUUACGCCGGUGAAUACCGGCCUUACCGCGCGCAGAACUACCGGCCCAACUACGACCCGGCCGUCAAGGACGCCGCCUACGGGCUUCAGUACGGCGGCGCCACCCCGGCCCAACCCUACCCGGCCGCCGCCCCGGUGAAACAACAGUAUUACGGGCAGACUUACGCCGGCGACUACCGUUCCUACCGCAGCGACGCGGCGAACUACGCGCGCACGGUGCAGCCGGUGAAGGACGCCGGCUACCUGCAGCCACAAGCGGCGUACACCCCGGCCAACGGCACGGUGCGGGAGCAGUUCUACGGGCAGCCGCACGCCGGCGGCGGUUACCGGCACUACCGCACCGACGGCCGCAACUACGCGCCCAAGAUGCAGGGCGUCCAGGAUGCGCCGUACCUGAGUCCGGCGGGAGACGGCGGGGAGUACCACGAGGAGCACUACGAGGACGAAGAUUACGCGGCCGACGGGUUAUGCGCGCCGGCGCAGACGCGCGUGGACCGCACGCUGUACUGCGGCAUCCCCAACGUGCUGCGCGGCACCCAGGUCGUCCAUCCCGAAAAGUUGGGCGGGGAGUGGUUCCAGUACCGGCGCUCGCCCAUCGGCCCGCUGCAGAUCAACCCCGUGCUGCGCGUGCGGCCGCUGGGCCGCGCCGAAAUCCCUUCGACGCACUAUCCGGCGAUGGCGGCCUGGUACGCGUCCUCCUGGUACCAGAGCUCGCAGGACUACUCCUGCAGCGACAUCUUCUACGCCGGCUUCCUGGGGCUGCGCGGGACGCAGGUCAUGGACACCUACUUCCCGGAGCGGGCGCCCAUCGAGUAUACCAUCUUCUACACGUUGCUGCUGGACGAGCGGCUCGGUCUGUGGAUCAACUACGAGUGCCAGAAGUACAGCGCGGCGAGCGGCGUCUGCGCCCGGCCGCACAUCUGCGUCAACGUGCGCGAGCGCCCGGACCUGCUGUCGCGCGACGAACAGGCGCGGCUGGACGCCGCCAUCAACCAGGCCGUGGCCCCCUUCUGCCUGUCCAUCACGCAGCUGCCCAAGCAGAUCUACACCAACAGCAAGAGCCCCUGCCCCGAGCCCAAGGUGCCCGACUGGCUCAACAUGAAGAUCCAGGGCCUCGCGCGCUACCAGCGCAAACUCGAUCUCUCCACCCACAAUUAAAGUAGACUAACGACUUUACUCACUGUACCUGAUCCUGCCGAAUUCGGCAUUUGCAGUGUUGGAUUAUUAUUGUUUCUUGCAUUACGGUUAUGCAUUCUUCUUGUUAAUUAUGUAGCGUACUUGUAGCGAACGUCUUAACUCUUACGAAAGUGAUGUGGCCGGUGUUAUUCUUGGACUGAGUGUGCUAGUGUAUCAGCUUCGUAUUCGCAGUCACGAUCAAUUGUUACAGUACUUGAGCGUUGUAUGCAUCCGCAUGGGGCAUCAGGUUUAAUUUGGUUUAUCGCUUAACGUC
This is a messenger RNA of Paramacrobiotus metropolitanus, 2962 nucleotides long. RefSeq lists its product as uncharacterized. NCBI's taxonomy places the organism in Eukaryota, Metazoa, Tardigrada, Eutardigrada, Parachela, Macrobiotidae. The record is from RefSeq and is a predicted model, not a curated record. Bases 856 to 2670 code for a protein of 604 amino acids. The transcript is spliced from 4 exons.